ACAAACAAACCUACUUACACAGCAGGAAGGGGCUCACCUAGUACUCCCAUGCCAAAUGCAAAAGGACUUUUUCUGCAGUUGGUGUGGAUCCUGCCAUCAUGGGUGUUGGCUCAAUUAUUGCAAUUCCAGCUGCAGGUCUUGAACUUGAUGAUAUUGAUGUUUUGGAGAUAAAUGAGGCAUUUGCAUCUCAGUUUGUGUAUUGCCACAAGAAGCUGGAUCUUGAUCUAGAAAAGAUUAAUGUCAAUAGAGGUGCAAUGGCAAUUGGGCAUUUAGCCAAAUGGAAAGAUGACAUAGUUUUCUUUGAAUCAUUCCAAUUGGGUAGAGAGAAUGUACAAUCUCUUGCAUCACUUGAUAUAUUGCAAUCUUUUUCUACAUCUGAAGAAGUUUAUGAAUCUGUUGAUAUGAAAGUUGUUCUAGGUGUUGUUUUCACUCGAGGACCGGUUUUAGCUGUGCUAAUUCUUCUGAAAUCUAAGGGUGAGACUUAUGUUGUUCUUAUUGAACAGAUUUCAUUUUUGUCUAAGGCUAAAGUCCCAACUGGGCGGGUUGUUCUAGAAUUGCCUGUUGGAAUGUUGGAUGAUGACCAAGGUGAUUUUGUUAGCACGACAGUUUGUGAGAUUUGUAAAGGGAAGAAAGCUUGACCAUGGGGACUGGAUUUGACAUUGAAGAUGAUGAUCUUCUUGAGAUGGAGUAGUGCAAUGGAGUGGUUGUUGGAUCAGCUAUUUUUGGUAUUGAAUUUGUAAAUUGUUUCUUCAAUUGUUAUGUUUUAAGGUGGGAAAAUGCUUAUUAAAUAAUUAAAUAAAUUCCAUUUUACAUC
Rubroshorea leprosula is the source of this 814-nucleotide messenger RNA. NCBI's taxonomy places the organism in Eukaryota, Viridiplantae, Streptophyta, Magnoliopsida, Malvales, Dipterocarpaceae. The record is from the annotation of a GenBank genome assembly.